AUGUGUUGCAUAUUCACUUGCUGUGGGUGGAUGAUCGAUCUCAUUCAAAGACUAUGGACAUUUACUAUGUCAUGCUGCAUCAGCUCAGCGGUUUGCUGCACACUUGUGACAGCGUCUAUGUCCGGAGUAGCCUUGGGCUAUAACUAUUCCUUAGCUGAAUAUAUUGAUUUGAAAGAGACCAAUGUAUCUGUUUAUUUGAAGAGGGGAGUCUUUGAUGACGACAUUGCUGACGAUAUGGACUGGAGAAGGAGUGGCCAUAUGCCAGUGAAGGGACAUAUCAAUGAUGAAAAUCUUAUCACGGGGCCUGCUGACGAUGAGCAAUCAUCCAUGAGAGCUGGGCGAAGACUGGACGACUCAAUUUUGAACUCUAACGAUAAAAAUAGUUUCGAAGGAGCUUUAAUGAAGCUAACAGCAAAACCUCCCGCUGAAAGGGAAAGUUCGACGCACGCUGAAAUUAAAAUACAUGAGGCAUUAGGUCAAUUGCCAUCGCAACACAUGCAAAUAGAUGAAUUGAAAGCUAUACAAAGCGCGAUUAAUAUGCAGAAAGCCGCUGAAGCAGAGAGACGAGCACCUCAACAACAAAUUUCUCAAGAAAGUGGAAGAAGAAUGUUACCAAGAGUUUCAAUGCUACCUCCAUUUGUGACCACACCAAGCAACUCCUUAAGACUGGCUGUUCCGGACCAAGGCUUCCAUAACCCAAAUAACUGGAGAGCUGCGAAACAUCAAUCCUAUAUUCCCCCGGAUCUUUUUGAUUACGGCGAGCGACUAACGCUUCCAACGCCUAUAACAGCGAAGCCUACUCCAAUAAGACCCAGUAGACCUAAGCCGAGACCUCAAACACCAUCAACGUUCAAGCCUAUUCCCACAACAAAACGCACAGUUAGAGUUGAGGAAGCUAUGACAAAAGAUUUUGACCAAGUUUUGGACAAAAUAGACAGAAAUCUUCUUUUGGACAAAUUUGAUGAUCCGAGUUUCAGAGAUGAAGAAAUUGCACAUAAAAUGAAAAAAGGUCCGAAUCAAAGCGAAGAAGACUACGAAGAUGAUAUAAAAGGAAUUCCAAUUCGAAGGAAAAGAAAUAUUAGACAAAAUAAAAUCACCAAAUCUAAAAGUAACGUUGAAGAUACACUUUUGUAUAAGUUAUAUUCGAGCUCAUUAAUAGAUUUGAAUGAGAUAAACAUCUCAAAAUCAACAGUUCAUGAUAAUACAAAAAUUGUCAAUACAAUCCAGAAAUUUAAUAUUAGUAGAAGUACUUUAUUGAAAUUGCUGUCGUCUUGUACUUCUUCGUAG
Messenger RNA from Pieris macdunnoughi, 1287 nucleotides. The record is from the annotation of a GenBank genome assembly. NCBI's taxonomy places the organism in Eukaryota, Metazoa, Arthropoda, Insecta, Lepidoptera, Pieridae.